This is a messenger RNA of Anopheles maculipalpis, 384 nucleotides long. RefSeq lists its product as uncharacterized. Bases 1 to 384 code for a protein of 127 amino acids. The record is from RefSeq and is a predicted model, not a curated record. NCBI's taxonomy places the organism in Eukaryota, Metazoa, Arthropoda, Insecta, Diptera, Culicidae. The transcript is spliced from 4 exons.
AUGGCAGCCUACAUAGUGAUACCGGUGAUCGUUCUCACGAUAAUGGCCAUUUAUUUUGUGGUGUACAUGUACGACAGACGAUUAAAGAGCAUGCGCUCUUCUGCAGCACCACCGGCUACAACCACAUCCACCUGCUCGAACGUGCGACAGGAAGGAGGGAUAGUGUACACAAUUUCCAACACGCAUUCCACCGGGAAUGGCGCUGUUCGCCCCGGUUCAGAACUUAACGGACGUGUUAGCGUUGUUCCUCCGCCACAGUAUGGUUACACGAACCAGAAUUUGAUUGUGGUCACGACUAUUCCGCGGGAUUUACCACCAUCCUACGAUCAAGCGAUAAGGACAAGGGAAGAUGAAAUACCCAACAGCAUUUCUGCUCCAUCGUGA